Molecule: messenger RNA, 879 nt
Organism: Closterium sp. Naga37s-1
Lineage: Eukaryota; Viridiplantae; Streptophyta; Zygnematophyceae; Desmidiales; Closteriaceae
Source: the annotation of a GenBank genome assembly
AUGCCCUUUCUUCCCGAAUCUUCGGGCUUCCAAGGAAAUAUUCUCCCGCCAUUCACGGUGCUAACCAAGGGCACGCAGCAGGAAACGAUGGGAAAGUUCGUGGCGAAGCCAGUGACCCUCUUCAUGUACCCGCCUGGUGUGACCUCGGCAUGCGGCUUGGGGUUGGCCUUCAGAGUCAACUUCACCUUUGCUCUCAUGCCCCAGUCUGGUACUGCAAGUUCCAGCGGCUUUGCAUUUGUAAUCGCGGCGAAGCCCAAGGCAGGGAAACCUGGUGGUGUGGGGUAUAGUGGAGUGGGACCCAGGAGCAUAGCCGUGGUAUUCGACACGCUUCAGGAUGAUGCGGGCGAGCAGCACGUGGGGCUGAGCAUCAACGGCGCAGAGGAACCCUUGGUCAAGGAGGUGUCGCCAUUCACUCUGACAGACGGCGACUCAUACAAGGCGUGGGUGGACUAUGAGCCUAGGGAUCCCAACACCAUUCAAGUGUUCCUGGCGAAUUCAAAGACGAAACCAGAGGAGCCGCUGCUACAGGGAAAGGUGUCGCUGUGUGCGGUGCUGCAGCCGGGAGUGAAGCAGCCGGCGUUCUCGUUUGGCUUUGUGGCGUCCACCACUAUGAAGCCCUUCCAGCUGCAUGGCAUUCUCUUCUCCUCUGUGCAAACAGGCAAGAGGUCACAUUUGCACCGACUCGAGCCAGUCCCUUUUCGCGCUAUUGUGGAGGCGGCAUACGGCAUUGCAAAGCAGCAGAGCGCUCCCCGGCUGGCAGUGGAGGCGCUCUUCGCCCUCAUGGGGCUCUCCGACUCCGACAAGUGCUCCGCUGGCGGCUCCCCCACCCACGCCUUUGAGACAAUCACAGUGGGCUCACAGGAGCCGACGACCUGGUAG